Messenger RNA from Musca vetustissima, 318 nucleotides. RefSeq lists its product as uncharacterized. The transcript has 2 exons. Lineage: Eukaryota; Metazoa; Arthropoda; Insecta; Diptera; Muscidae. Gene Ontology annotation, cellular component: EKC/KEOPS complex. The record is from RefSeq and is a predicted model, not a curated record. Bases 1 to 318 code for a protein of 105 amino acids.
AUGCCUGUGGAGGAUGCACCCGCGACACAUGGAGUAAAAAAUACCGAAGCGAUCCUUACACUUCCAUUCGAAUCGGCUAGACACGCCGAAAUUGCUUAUCGCGUACUCAGAGUAGACGAAGAGCCAAGAAGAAAUUUUGUUACAAAGAAGAUUGCUUUAAAGGAAGAUAUAUUGGAAGUGCAUUUUAUCGCUGACCAGGUGAAAAAUUUAAGGACAGCUAUCACCUCAUUUUUUGAAAAUCUUCUUUUGUGCCGGGAGACAAUAAAAAACUUUGAUUUGGAAAAUGCCGGAGCAUUCACCAGCACCGACUCCUCAUAG